Symbiodinium necroappetens is the source of this 10878-nucleotide messenger RNA. Lineage: Eukaryota; Dinophyceae; Suessiales; Symbiodiniaceae. The record is from the annotation of a GenBank genome assembly.
GUUGUCAUGGCCGGAACGGCUGCUGCGUACAUUCUGGGCACUCCAGGUACAAGCAACCUCAGUUCUUCUCCAGAAGCGGUUUGCCUGACCCACGUUGGCGUUGUCAAGGGCACGAAAUACCUCGACAGCCUGCUGACACACGAGUUUCAAAACAACCCGGGCGUGCACUUGAAGCACUUGCAAGUCGCGUCCCUGCGCCCAUACCUCAGCAAUGCCCGAACGGCAUGGUUCCUGAUUGAAAUGCUGCGCCAUUUCACUUGGGCGCCAAAGGAGGUCAGUCCCAAGAGUGCAGUCUCAAUUUGGAAGCGCUACCCAGCAGCCACGGGCUGCUACGUGCCCUUGAUGUACAGAUCAACGAACGGCUUGCAGCGAUUGAAGACUGCUAAAGAUCGCGAGGACAUUGCCAACCGGGCGCUCAAACUUUUGAUGCGCGCCGACCUUCUGACACCAGACACGAUGCCGACGCUUCAGGAAGCUGUAGAGUGUGUAAGCCUUGGGCUGUGCAACGUUUCAAACUACAGCCAAGCCCAAGGUAUCCUUGAACGAGAUCCGCACUGCAAGAAGUAUCGGGAUGACCUGAUUUUCCAGUCUUCACCUGCUUUGGCACACAUGUUGUUGGCAGCUUUCGAUGUGCCGGAGGUAGUCCCGCAGGACGGGGAUUCGCUGGAGGCGGUCAUAAUGGAGGCGGAAAGACGCUUCUCAGAGGUGCUGACGGGCCGGAAGGCCAUCGCUUUGACUCUACCACAUGCGCUGCCUCCGCAAUUGAACCAGCUGAACAUGCCAGGCGUGCCACAAGAACAAUUUCAGGAGGUUCUGGCAGCUUUGAAUGCCAGCCAGACGGUGGUGCUGCGCAAUGGGCCGAGUGCUCAAGGUGCUGACAUUAUCGUUCUUCGGAGGUUUGGAGGUGGACGGGGCACGGCCCAAGGGAGCCACGACCCCAGCGACGAGGAGACCGCCACCAACACGCAGAUCAUCCUGGACACCGGCGCCGACGCCUCAAUGGUCCCAGAGAGUUUGCGAGAACUGGGGGCCGCAGUGCCAAGCAACUCGUGCCCGCCGCGCCUUUGCGAUGCCCAGGGAAAUGCUAUUCCAACCCACUCCCUGCGCCAGUACGAGUUCUGGCUUCGGAAUGCCGAGGGCAACGCCUAUUGCAUCCGCGAGGUGUGUGUGGUGGGCCGUGUCAAGGUGCCUUUGCUGGCGGUGGGAAAGCUGUUCCGCAAGGGCUGGAGCCUAGUGCACAAGGAUGCGGGGCUUUCGCUUGAGGAGCCUUACGGCCUCCACCACACCCCCGUGAAGUUCAAGAACAACUCCUUGGCCGUGGCCGGGGACAUUCGCGCGCUCGAUCACCGAGCCGCCGCGCGUGCGCAAGGUGACCCUCACAGAGGAGAUGCAGAAGCUUGUGGGCAAGGAGGGGAUGCACGUGCUGGCCGACGGCACCAAGUUUACACAGCCCGUGCCAGCCACCUCCUCGACGCCAGGCCUUGGUACGGCGCCAGCCCGUCGUUUUCGCCUUCGCCGGCCGAGCGCCCAGACAGAGCCGAAGGUAGCGACCGAAGACAGGAGUCAGGAGCCCGGCGGCAAAGCCUUGCAGCGGAGGAGAUCAGUGGAGGAGCUGGAGAAGAUGCCGCCACCUCACCACCCAGCCUGCAGAAGCGGGCACCAGCCGGUCUUCCAGGAGAUGCCGAUGUGGAGUUUUCGGUGCGCAUGGUUGAGACAGUGGACCUGGGAGAACCGAACCCUCAGGAGCAAGCCGACCCCGAUCUAUGUUAUGGACGUCAAGGACGCCUACCUUUGUGUGCCCCAGCCGGAAUCCAGAGCAAUGGCUCGAUCACUGUUCUGUUCGGGUCCGGUGUGCCUCUGCAACGACCUCUUCGAGCUGGCCAGGCGACCCAAGGUGAAGGCGACCCCGGGAAAGGUGCCGACGACAUGUUUGCCACCGACGCCACGGAUCUGAACCCCCGCGAGGCCACCACGUAUCGGACCAUGCUUGGGAAAGUGCUUUAUAUGAGCAACGAGCGGCCGGAUGCCCAGGCGGUGAUCCAGAACCUCUCUUCCCGAGCAGCCAAGCCAACGGCAAAGGCGAUGAAGCUGAUCAAGCACUUGGUGGGGUACCUUUGGGGAACCCGGGGCUAUGGUGUAACCUUUGCCUGGCCCCAGGUGGUGACUUUGACCCAGGCCACCAGCAAGCGAUUUAGUGCACAAACCCUGGGUAUGGACAACCCAGAAGGCAGCCCAACUGGUGAUGAGGAGCAUUUGCAAACAAGCUGCCUUUGGAUACAACAAUGGGUGGCAGCCCGAACACCGCGUGUGGCAGCCGUGCCCACCCAGUUCGACCCGAGUGACAUGGGCACGAAAAGCCUACAGCAACGGCGGCUGAGGAUGCUGUGCUUCAUGGCGGGCAUGGUGGACGACCGAGGAAACCGUAUUGGCCAGGAAAAGCGUGCUGAAGCCCUUGGCCGAGACGUGUUGGGACGUUCUGGCGGCGACCUUAUGGUGAGAAUGGUGCAGGCCUUGAUGGUGAUGACCAUGCAAGGCUGCAGCGGCUAUGUGGAGGGCCCCAACGUUACCGACUUCGAGGCCCUGCUGUUCUACUUCCUGGAGGUGUUCUACAACAACCCGGCCUUCUUCCUCGCGGCCACCCUGGUCUACCUGCUCGUGACGAGCCAGUGGAACUUGAACUUCAGCGUCUCGAGCAGAGGCCCAGCCUGCUCGGACGCCGCCACCCAGACUGAGAGCAACAAGGCCGACAAGGAGACCGAGACCGAGCGCAACCCCGACAACAAGCCCAGGGAGACAAGGCCAAAGGGAGCAAAGCCCAACGAACAACUCGAGCCCAAGACGGUCAGCCACACAGAGGAGCCAGAGCUCAGCCAGGAGCCGGAGACCCUCGAGGAGGCAAAGCGCCGACUUCACGAGACCCUGACGUACGAGGAUCUCUUUGAGCCGAAGACAGGGCUUGGGCCGGCUGCGGCGACAUUUUCGGCAACGGCGGCCAGCUAUCAGAAGUGGGAAGGCGGCAUGCAACCAGUGCUGCGCGGACCACUGGAUCCCUACUGUGAAGGCCAGGACAUCCAAGAUCGCCUUUGCUGUGCUUGGGCUGCCUGGGUGACGACCACCGUGUACUCGAAUGCAAUACAAACAUAUUUCGAAGCACAAGUCACUCGGGACUGCUUCUUCCAGCGGCUCCGACAGCUCAUGGCUUGGCCAGCCACCUGUGCUUUGCUCCCACCUCCGCGGUCGAACCAGCUGGUGUGGGACACAGUCCGCGAGGAAGAGACGCUGAAAUUGAUGGAGAUGCAGUUGUCGUCCUCCGUCAGCCUGCUGCAGGAGCCAGUGGAGCGACCGCUGAGCAGGUACUUACACAAGGAGGAUAGCUACUACAACCGAGUAGUUCCAGAUUGGGACCUGCAGAUCAAGACGCUGGAGCAACAGUACCUUUAUGAAGGUGAUUUUUCACUCCUCAUCAAAGAGGUGACGGAAGAAGGUGCUAUCGUGCAGGAUGUUACCACUGGAGUCUUCGGCUUCCUCCCAGAGGCAAACUUCGGCUCUUUUGGAACCGACGUGUUGCCCGGUGACGUGGUAAAUGGGGCCAAGUGUACCUACUUGGACAACACCAUUAUCCAAAGUCCGGAUCCUUCCGUUCUUCGACUCCAGACCGGAGUCGUCUUUGAGUGGGAUGAGGCUGCUGGCGAGGGCUUCAUCAUUCCAUCCGAGGAGCAGGAUGCCUUCAACAUGAUCCGAGCCCUUCGCCGAGACAUCCGGUGGCAUGACAGCCGGCGUCUCUUUCCUGGUCAGUUCGUGCAGUUCGAGACUGCGCUGCCUCAUGAGGUUCCUGUGACUUCGGAAGAAAACCCUCGAGCACCCUUGGCACUGCGCGUGCGGGGCCUCGAAGUCCGAUUUUCCCUGGAGGAUGCCUACGAGCUCAUUCCCGAAGGCGCAGCCGAACCUCUAGUGCUGGAGGCGGACAAAGCCCCUUACAAGCUGCCGGAAAUCAGCGAAGCUGACCACGGCGACGACGGCGAUGGGCGAAGCUUGACCGACCUCAAGGACGUCUCCCAUUCAGCAAUGGACAUCGCCAAAAAGGAGAUGGCAGCACAGCGUGAUGCCUUCCCUGUGAGUCCUGCACGACCUGAGCUGGCAUCCAAGAAGAAGGUUCACCCGCUUCUCCAGCGGUUCGCAGAGGAAGAGCCCCUUCUGGCCGAGGCCGAAAGUCCAUCCUGGAUGUGGCAGCCGCACUUGGAAUACCUCAAGGAAGAGCGCUACGAUCCCAUCGUGCCUAUCCAGCUUCGCAAGAUGCCGGUGAAGCCAAAGCGAAUCCGAAUCCUCUCGCAUGAGGUGGCACUCGAGCGUGGAGACACCUGGCAGGAAGCUGCCCAGCGGCGUGGCUUGAGGCUUUGGGACAAACAGAAACCUCCAGGGCGGAAGCAACAGGAGUAUCUAUCGCAAAAGUUGCACCUUGAGAAGACCCGUGCCAAAGCGGAGAGAAUCAGGCGGAGGAAAUUGGAGCUGGCGGCUUUUGAGAAGCAGCAGAAGGAGGGUGGAAUCGAAGAUCCCGAUGAGACGAGGGAUCGUACUGCUUUCCUCGUGGCUACCCAUGACGUUGGAGGUCCUUUCAAACAAACUUAUGCCCACAUUGGCAAGAGACCAACCUCAUCCCAGAAGAACUGGCCGGAGGAGAUUGUGUUCGUCAAGGAAAUUGGCGUCUCAUUUCGUAUUGGAGGGACCAGUUGCAUCAAGCACAGCGACCAGGGCAGGCGAGAAAUCGAAGCACAAUUCCACGUGCUCAAUCCACAGAGUCAGCCGAUCCAAGGCCUCCGAUGUGCCCGCCAGUGGAAAAACGUCUUCAUCUCCAAAGUGUUCAGAGGUGUUCAGCAGCUGCCAGGGCAGGCUUGCCCGGAAGCUGGGUGGAUGAGGACGGGUAGCGUUGUCUUCAUCUCAUAUCUGACCCAGAUUCUGCAAGCGACGUUUUACUUGAAGUUUCCAGUAGCGAACUUUGGCAACGAUGGUGUCCCUGCACGGGAUGCCUUGGCUUCCUUCAUGUCCACUCUGGCGGCAGCUCCAUUGGCCCAGGAGUUUUGUCUUUUUUGCUUCUUCUGCCUCGGCUUCGCGCUCUGCCGAACGACGGCUAUGAAGCAACUGCUGGGCACUCGCAGGCACCGGGUGACUCUGGAGCAGCUGCAGACCAUGCUGGCUCAGCAGAGACAUGAAGAGGUGCUUGAUGCAUGGCCACUGCUGGAUGAAUUUACAUCCCAGGCUCUAUCCGCUGUACUUACUGCCCUCGUUGUUUUGAACAGGCCAGAAGAUGUAGGGCUCUUCCUUUCGAAGGCCGCCACCAACCUGGCACAUCUGAGGCCGUCCCUGUUCGCGUGCAUUCGGGGCUUGGUGGACUUGCAGAGCCAGGUGCCAGUGGAAUGCUUGUCGCAGGCCUUACGAGACGUCUUCCAACAAAGCCUGGCUGCCUUGGACCACCGUGCUUCGCUGGAGUUGCUGGUGGCCUUUGCAAACACGAAUGAUGCGGAAUAUGCGGAGGAGAUGGCGUCCCACCUUGCCGGCACGGAGCAGACGUUGCCGUGUGACAUCAGUGUCUCCGUGGUGCAGGGUUUCUUGUCGUGCGGAAAUCUACCAGCUGCCCUGCAUCACCUGCCCGCUGUACUAGCGCAGCCUGGACUAUCCACUGCGACGAAGGAGCAGAUGCUAGCACAAAUUGCCGCCGCUGUCGAAGAGGACUGCAGCUUGCAGCCCGGCAGGCCCAGCGCCAGUGCCUUCUUGGACAGUUUGGAAGGCCAGGGCAUCCAGUGCCAGGAGGCAGAAGCUUGUGUGCUGCGUGGCGCCACUGUGUCUGCUCUCUACCAGCGCGUUCGCAUGGCACUUACCUUGCGAGGCGUGGCAGUUGAAGUUCGCAAUCCCCAGCUUUCUCUGUUCCAAGCUUGGACAUGUCAGGACGCGUGUGCCAUAACGGGCACGACCACCAGCGGUGGGGAGGAGGACUUUGAUCCGGGACUUCCCUCGAAACCUGUUGGUGAGCAGCUUUUGAUGAGAUUGCUGCUGGGACAGCUUCAGAGGUUGCUGGAGCAAGGUCAAAGGCCACGGGGGACCGUGGUGGAUACGAAGGCAACAGGCCGGCCCGAGAAAUUGGGAGGUAUGCUUGAGGACACAUCGCGCUCAUGGCAGCAAUGGAAUUACAGGCUGGAGCUUUGGCUCACGAGCCAGUUCCCUGAGACGAGGGAUAUACUGACCUGGGCUCGGACCCAGGACGAUGAGAUCACGGCCGCUGCGCUGCGGGCGCAGAUGGUAACUGGGGUUACUCCCGAGAAAGUACAGGAGUUUAAUCGCCAGUUGGAAACUUGGAACCAUGACGGUGGAUACUCCAGGGGAUAUCACUAUGAAUUCCAGCCCUGGCUCUGGGGUGGAUAUGUAUCGCAGGCUUCAAGAUUGCAGAGCCGCUUGCACGCAACGGAUAUGGUGACUUCCUUCAGGUGGCUAUGGGCCUUGGUGUCUACGAAGGCGGUCCCCGAUGGUAAACAAAAAAACUUGAUCCCAGCUAUCGAACGCUGCGAGGACCAGCAUCGCAGGUAUGCUGCUCGUCGCGACUGCACGGCUUUGACUGAGAGGCAGAAAAUGGUCUCGCUCUUGGGGCUUGUCCCGAACGAGCUGCAGAAUCAUCUGGAACUGAACCUGCCCCGGCUCAGUACGUCCCAGCUUCUCCGGCGAGAGAUCGUUACGUUCGCUGAGAACAGGCGAGCUGCAGACGACUCUGGUGCCGGCCAUCUGCUGAAGGCCACGCUUGAGCAGGAGGACGCCGAAGAAGGCGUCGACGAGCCAGAGCAGGAGGCCGAAGAGGAGGCUGUUGUGGGCUUUAUCGGCAUGCUCGAGGCCGUUGUGGGCUUUAUCGGCAUGCUCGAGGGCGGGCCGCGAACGUUCACCUUGGCACCAGACAAAUCACGCCUCGCUGCAAAAGUCAAGCGCUUGUACCUCACCAUGGGGGGGGACAAGAACAACCUCGAGAUGGAGUACAGCAGCGGAUCGGCAUGGCUCACGAGGGGGGAGCAAUCCGUGAAGGUGUGCUCAGCUACUGCAAGCAGGCCACCGGGGGGAGAAGAAGCAGGUCCUGGAUGGGUCGAUCUGGGGGCGAUCGCGCAGGCACUCCGGUGCACCAAGGACGCCGUUGCUAAGGAGUGGACUCCGCUCAAGGGGGAAAACUUGCAGCACACCUUUGAGACGCUCACUUGGAAUGUCGGGGGCCUAUCGGCAGACAGAGUGCUGGAGGUUCUCGAGCAUUUCCGGGGGAGUUCCGAACUGCAGCACAUCGAAUUCGUCAUGAUCCAAGAAAUCAUCACUGAAGCAGGCCUGGGUGUUACGCAUGCACCGGACGAGGGGAAGCGAUACUGGAGUGGCUGCUUUCCCAAGACACCAAACUCCCACCGCAGGCCCAUCACACUGAGUUCCACUUUCCUGAAAUGGGCAGCCCAGCUUUUGCUACACCGGGCGGGGGAGAAAGUGCGCCAUGGGGGGGAAGGCCUGCAAUGGGCACGAAGGGGGAGGCAGGGCGUGGAACUGGUGGCCAUACUACGCCGCAUCGUGCAAAUGUCACGAGAUUGGGGGGUGAAGACCUGGAUUGUGAAGCUGGAUAUCAGAAAAGCCUUCGACAGCGUAUGGCAACACAGCCUCAGCGAACUCGUUGCGGCGAGGGUUGGGGGGAUCGCCUCCCCGCGAUUCCCAGUGGACGCCCAACCACAAGGGGGGGACCAACCAUGGGAGGCACUCCUCUGGCUGAGCCUGCUCGAGACUAGGUCUCUCAACGUGGCGGUGGGGGAUGUUAUCACGCCCGUGGCCCAAUCGAACGGCAUUCGACAGGGAUCCCCAGAUUCGCCUGAUUUGUUUGGGGCGAUCAUCGCCAAAGACCUCCAUGCAGCCCUUCAGAAAGCACCAAUGCAGCCUCCAGAUCCACAAGGGGGGCCCCACCCCCCAAAGCGGGGGGAUCGUUCCUUUGGGACACUUGGAAGGGGAAUUGGCGCAGGAGAGACCUUCACCAUCAGGGGGGAGACGGUCGCAAGCCAACCCGUCCAAACCAUUGUACCAGCCCUUGGUACGCCCCUCACCUUUGGCGACCAGACAGCGGCCAUCGUCGCGGAGAUGGCACGAAGGGGGAGGGCGGCCUUUGCCAAGCACAAAAAAGUGCUCACAGCACGCGCGAGCCUCAAGCCACGCAUCAUCGCGCACAUGAGCCUGGUCAGGGGGGCGGCUUUAUACGCAUCGGAAACGUGGCCGGCACACCAGCACCUCCUCCGAGCAGCCAACAGCAUACAAGCAACACACUACAGGCAGAUGAUGCACCUGAACAGACAAGCCACAGAGUCGUGGGGGGAAUGGCAUGUGCGCUCGCUUCGUAUAGCCAGAGCCCGCAUGCAUAGAGAGGGGAUGCAACGUUGGUCUACAUUCAUCCUGCAGCGCAUUUGGUCGCUCUGGGGGCAUAUGGCGAGGGGGGGGGACACAGUCACCGACAUGAUCAGCUGGAAGGACCUGCGAUUCUGGCGAGCUGAGCAACAAAAGCCCGCGAGCAUCCGCGUCCGGCACGCAGGACGCUUCAACCCGGGAGGGGACAUCGAGAGGGCAAUUGAAUCCAUUGCGGGCACUUCCUGGGGGGAAGUAGCACAGCAGCGCCAGGAGACGAGCGUCCCGUACAGGUUCGGCGUCCAGAAAGCACGAAGGCACAACCUCAUGCACACCAGAUGGGGGGGGCCAGCCCCAAUCCCAGCUGAGCCGACGCACCACCCGGAAGCAGCCAGCUCGGGGGACCCACAACCCACAGCAGCCAGGGGGACCUACCCACCCAUGGAGACCACUCAGCCCACAGCCACUGCCACGAACCCACCGCAGCCCACGAAGGAGGAGGACCGGGAACACAAGCCAGACCCGGCAGCAGCAGCGACCCAGCGCCACAGGACCCGCGGGCCAGCCCGCAGCAGCGCACCACGAUACCAGCUCUACCACCGACAGCCAAACACCUACGCAGCAAACCGCAAGUGCCCACCGCGAGUCGAGGCCAGCUACAGCGAAGCCCACCAGACAGACGACUGGCAACCAUCCCAGUGGCAAGACAACAGCGGCAGCUCCUACCAGGCGCCAGCGGGAGAUCCGACACAAGCACAGCCCAGCAGCAGAGGCAGCCAGCUCCCCAGCGGAGGGGACCAGCAACGACCCCUCAACACCGACCCACUGUGGGACGGACGCACACUCCGCCUUAGCGCCAGACCACAAAGUGGGGGGUGGGUCGACCAUGUACGGGACGGCCGCCAGCUCGGGCGACGCAACGACCCAACACCACAGCCAGCACCACCGCCAGGACCACCCCACACACCACACCAGGGGGAACACACGGACCUCAUGCAGCGCCACAGCUACUGUCACACACCCAACACAGCAGCCGCCGUGACAGCAGCACAACAAGCACUACAAGCAGCUAACCGCAGGGGGGAAACAGAAGCCCUCGCACUUCAGCAGCAAAUCCAGCUCAUUCAUGAUGUCGCAGAAGAGCUGGGGGGGGACCCGGGGGCAGCCAUCACUACGAUAUGCGAUGUGCUAGCACGCCAGGUGUCCCUAUUGGCACCAACGCGGGCGCUGCCUGAAACCUGCAAGACCAGCAGGAAGCGAGCACUCACGGAACCCAACGUGCUCACCGAAGCGCUCUCCCUCACUUCCAGGUUUUCCUUCUCGGGGGGAGCCUCACUCACGGCAGAGGAGCGGGCUCAAGACAUGGCCUUCCCCAUCCGAGUGCUCGAAGCGGGGCAAAGUCAACUCAUGGAACCGAUGCCUGCUGAUGUGGGGGAACCCGCCAUUCAGCACGCAGAGCGCUGCCUGCGUAAAGCACGUGAGCUGGCCACACAGCUCCGAGACAGGGCCAUUAGGGGGGAACCGUGGUGGGACCUUCCGAUGGCAAUCUGGGAGCAGCUACGCCGCAACACGGCACCCGCGGCCUACCUCAUCGAACGCAGGGGGGACGCCUUCCUCGACACAGGCAGACAAGUACGAGCCAGAGCGAGUGAAGCAGCCAGGGGGAGCCGGGAUGCAAUGCCGCGGGCACACCCUUCGGAUGCCAUCGCUUUGGCAGACCAGGGGGAAGAAGCAGAGGCGAGAACGUCGACUACAGCAACAGCUUACCUCCUCCUAGCCGAGGCGGCCCAAGCUUUCAGCGCAUUGGUCCCCCAGCUGGGGGGGGAACAGGCAGCAAUCGCCGCGCAAAUGCUGCACGCAGUGGAACACGUCCGGCAAGCAAUCUUCGGGGGCGUCGUAGCCGUCCAUGACGAGACCCAGACGGAGGACCCGGAGGACAGCCAAAGGACACUACCCGCUCUGCAGAACGACCACGGCGACGAGGUGGGGGGCAACACUGAGGUACAGACCGAGCCCCUGCCGACCCAGAACGACUUCGACGGGGAGAACACAGUGACAAGACAAGGGGGAGAAGCCCCUGACUACAGCCUGGGAAGCGAUAUGCCCGGGACCGAGACAGAGGACGAAGCCUUCGGCCUGGACCGCAGGAGGCGAACCACAACAACUGGGGAGGGGAACGCUCCAUGGACUACGCUUGUGGGGAUCACUGCCUCGCAAGCAGCGCCACACAUCACCGCCAGCCUGGAGGCGGACAUCCAAGCUCUGGGGAGACCAACGCAGGAAGGAGUGGCACCACCUGGGGGGAGCCCAGAGGCAGACAACACUCUGCCACCGACUUUGCCUUGGGCGGAGCAAUGGCAAACGCAGUUGGGGGAAGCAAACUCCGACGACCUCGGCGUCUACUACCAGAGGGGGGACAGCGAAGAAACAGAAGUGAGUGGCGAAAGCCACCGCCGCCGCAGACUCCAUGCUGCGGGGCUUGACUGA